AUGAAGAUUAGUUUGCUAGGGUUUAUGGCAAUCUUGGAAAAACAUAAACCUUAUGUUUCAAUGAUCUUUAUUCAAUUCAUAUAUGCAGGAAUGGCUCUUCUUUCAAAAGUAGCAAUAUCCAAAGGAAUGAGUCCUUAUGUGUUUGUUGUUUAUCGCCAAAUCUUUGCUUCACUUGCCUUGUCUCCAUUUGCUUAUUUUGACAGUAAGCAUGGUGCUCCAUUAUCAUGCAACUUGUUGUGCAAAUUGUUUCUAGUUUCUCUUGUUGGGUUAACAGCAAGUUCAAACCUUUAUUAUGUUGCAAUCAACUAUACCUCUGCAACAUUUGCUGCAGCUUCCACAAACACAAUCCCUUCAAUUACUUUCAUCAUGGCAAUUUUAAUUGGGGUUGAAACCAUAUCAAUAAAAUACAAGCAUGGAGUGGCAAAGAUUUUGGGCUCUGUUCUAAGCCUUUCUGGUGCUAUAGUAUUUGCUGUAGUUAAAGGACCACCAUUAGAUUUCAUAAAGUGGCAUUCAGAAAAUCAGAAUCAUAAUUCUCAUGAAUUUUCAAAACUUCAUUCCAAAGGAGAUAAUAUUAAAGGCUCUCUUAUGAUGCUCUCAGCAAAUACUUUUUGGUCCUUAUGGCUUAUUUUGCAGGGAUUUAUUGUAAAGCAAUACCCAGCAAAAUUUAGGCUCACAUUGAUACAAUGCUUUUUUAGCUUUAUACAAUCAGGAAUAUUAGCUAUUGCAAUGGAGAGGAAUCCUUCUGCAUGGAAGUUAGGAUGGGAUAUUCAUCUUCUUUCUGUGGCUUAUUGUGGUGUAAUUGUGACUGGUAUUUGUUAUUGGUUGCAACUAUGCACUAUAGAGAAGAAAGGUCCAGUUUUCACUGCAAUGUUUACCCCUCUAGCUCUUGUACUUACAGCAAUUUUCUCAGCAAUUUGGUGGAAAGAAACACUCUUCUGGGGAAGUAUUGGUGGCACUGCUUUGCUAGUGAUUGGACUGUAUAGUGUGUUGUGGGGGAAGAAUAAGGAGUGUGUAAUAGAACAGGUUGUAGAAGAAAAAGCAGAAACUAGAUUGGAGUGCGUUAUACAGUGUGAUGGAUUUGAUAAAGUUUAA
Molecule: messenger RNA, 1092 nt
Organism: Vicia faba (fava bean)
Lineage: Eukaryota; Viridiplantae; Streptophyta; Magnoliopsida; Fabales; Fabaceae
Source: the annotation of a GenBank genome assembly